Molecule: messenger RNA, 315 nt
Organism: Fusarium venenatum
Lineage: Eukaryota; Fungi; Ascomycota; Sordariomycetes; Hypocreales; Nectriaceae
Product: thioredoxin-like protein
Cellular component (GO): cytosol
Molecular function (GO): protein-disulfide reductase activity
Source: RefSeq, a predicted model, not a curated record
AUGACCGUCACCGCUAUCACAAGCCUGGCUCAAUACAAGGAGAUCAUUGAAACCCACGAAAAUGUCAUCAUUGACGCCUGGGCACCGUGGUGUGGUCCUUGCAGAUUUAUCAGCCCGGUUUUCGAAAAACUCUCCGAAACCUUCAGUAAUAUUUAUUUCGCCAAGGUAGAUGUGGACGAGGUGCCUGAUGUUUCGGAAGAACUUGGAAUUCGCGCAAUGCCCACAUUCACCGCCUUUAAAAAUGGAGAAAAAGUCGAUAUUCUCCAAGGAGCUGAUCCUAACGGGCUUGAAAGACUUAUCCAGAAACUGGCUUAG